This is a messenger RNA of Cicer arietinum (chickpea), 1358 nucleotides long. Its product is annotated as protein neprosin-like. Lineage: Eukaryota; Viridiplantae; Streptophyta; Magnoliopsida; Fabales; Fabaceae. The record is from RefSeq and is a predicted model, not a curated record.
CUGGACAAGAACAAACUAUAGUAAACAAAACAUGGAUUUGAGUUCUCCAAUCAUUUCCCACCUCCUAUAUUUUCUUCUCCUUGUUUCUUUGGUUUCUCCAAUUUAUUGUUCAAAAACCAGUAGUCACCAUUUAGUCAAUCAAACUUUUCAACAAGAGGAAAAGUUUCACAAAUUGAAGAAGAAGAUAGCAAUUCAUCUUCAACGAAUCAAUAAGCCUGCCGUCAAGACGAUCCAUAGUCCUGAUGGUGAUAUCAUUGAUUGUGUUCUAUUUCAUAACCAACCUGCUUUUGAUCAUCCUUUAUUGAAAGGACUUAAACCAUCGAAUUUACAGGAAUCUCUAAAAACACUAAAAAGGUAUCGCCAAAAAGAUAAUUCGAGUGAUAUCUUUCAAUUGUGGAGUUUAUCAGGAGAGUCAUGUCCAGAAGGAACUAUUCCGAUUAGAAGAACACUUGAAGAAGACAUUUUAAGAGCUGGUUCUAUUAGUAAAUUUGGAAAAAAAUUAAAUGAUUUUAGAAGUGAGACCAAUGGUGGUAAUGGAGUCGAGUAUGCAAUCCAAGGAGUGAGAGACCGUGAGUUUUAUGGAGCAAAGGCUGCCAUGAACGUGUGGGUUCCAUUUGUGGAAAAUAAAAAUGAAUUAAGCUCGUCUAAAAUUUGGAUCAGCUCUGGUUCAUCUAGGCCACAAGAUAUCAAUUCCAUUGAAGUUGGUUGGCAGGUGAGCCCAAGUCUCUAUGGAGACCAACGCACAAGAUUGACUAUUUAUUGGACGGCUGAUGGAUAUAACAAGACUGGAUGCUACAAUUUGCUAUGCUCAGGUUUUGUUCAAACUAACCACCAAAUUGCAUUAGGAUCAGGAAUUACUCCGAUUUCUACGUAUAACGGACAACAGUAUGGUAUUAUGCUAAUGGUUCGAAGGGACCCAAAAGAUGGGAAUUGGUGGUUUUAUUUUGGACUUCAAAAUCGAAUUGGGUAUUGGCCAGCCACCUUGUUUAAUUACUUAAAGUUUUAUGCAAAUGGCAUCAAUUUUGGUGGAGCAAUUAUUAAUCUAGCGUCAGCAGGAUCUCACACUUUCACUCAAAUGGGUAGUGGACAUUUUGCUGAAGAAGAUUUUGGAAAAGCUGCACAUUUUAGGAAUAUUCAAGUUGUUGAUUCUGAUGACAACUUGAUUGCAUUGCCAGAUCCUGAAACUUAUGUAUCUUUCCCAAAUUGUUAUAAUAUAAAAACAGGGAUGAGGGAUGAUUGGGAAAAUUAUUUUUACUAUGGUGGACCUGGAAGGAAUCCCAAGUGUGUCUAAGAGAACAAGUAAUACAGAAUUAAAAAUAUGUAUAUUAAUUUGAAUGAAAAAUAACUUUUUUGGCAUC